GUUGUCAUGGAAAUGGAAGAGGGCUCAGUGUCCACUGUUACCAUGGAGAUCCCCAUCGCUGCAGCAGCUGCCUCAGCGGAGCGAGCUGAGCCGGAGGAGUGUGUUCAGCACCACGGACAGCACCACGUCGCAGCUGCGCUCAGGCACAGAAACUAUCGCAUGUUGAUCGUGAUCGGAGACAUUUCCACCAGCCACCAGCUCGACGACGCCCGGAAACAGAUCACACAAGGUCUGCGCUCGUGGAAUGUUGAUGUGAGCGUCUGUGACCUGAACAAAGAGCUGCAGGAGUUUGAGAGCAGACACACCGCUCAGUUUUCAGCACAGGUCAAAGGCCAGCGGCUGCUCCAGUAUCACAGUGACGUCCUGCAGACGGUGGUGUUGGUGAAUCCGUCAGAAGACGCUGCUGCUUCAGAGAUCCGCUCUCUGAUCACUGACCUUGCCGGGAAUAAGUUGUUGAUCCUCAGUGGGCAGAGCUCAGAGCAGGGAGGUGACGUCCUCCUGCAAAGUGGAGCCUUCACCUGGAAACACUUCUCCGACAUCAUCUCCAACCCUCAAGUGAUCGAAGUCCUGUCCAGGGCGGCGUCAGAGCAGCCGGCCAGGCUUACUGUUUCCUGUCAGGGAGACGGGGGCUGGAGCUCCCUGGGCCAAAGCCAGGAGCAGCAGCCGAUCCAAAACCUUCUGGAAUACCGACUGAACCCCGAACCCCACCUCCCCGACAUGGACGGAGUCACAGAGUUCACUGAGUAUGUCUCAGAGACGGUCGACGUCCCCUCACCCUUCGACCUUCUGGAGCCCCCGACCUCUGGAGGUUUUUUAAAGCUUUCCAAACCCUGCUGCUACAUCUUCCCUGGAGGCAGAGGAGACUCAGCUUUGUUUGCCGUCAAUGGAUUCAAUGUCCUGGUGGAUGGAGGGUCUGAGCGAAAGUCCUGCUUUUGGAAGUUGGUUCGCCACCUUGACAGGAUCGACUCUGUGCUGCUCACCCAUAUCGGUGCAGACAACCUCGCUGGUAUUAACGGGCUGUUCCAGAGAAAGAUCGCUGAGCAGGAAGAGGAGCGUAACCAAGGAUCUGGCUCCAGCAGCAACGGAGACUGGGUGAAGAACCUGAUCUCUCCAGAGCUCGGGAUCGUGUUUUUCAACGUCCCAGAGAAGCUGCGGAUGCCGGAGUCCACGCUGAAGGUGAAGCGAAGCAUUGAAGAAGCGUCGCUUACACUGCAGUACCUCAACAAGCUUGGCAUCACACCAGAGCCUCUUCACAGGGUGGUCAGCAACACCAUUGAACCCAUCACACUGUUCCACAAACUUGGUGUGGGAAAGUUAGACAUGUACGUCUUAAACCCGGUAAAAGAAAGCAAAGAGAUGCAGUUUCUGAUGCAGAAAUGGGCUGGAAACAGCAAAGCCAAGACGGGGAUUACGAUGCCCAACGGAAAAGAAGGGGAGAUAUCUGUUCCCUAUCUGACAUCGGUUACCGCUCUCAUUGUUUGGAUCCCUCACUGUCCAUCAGAAAAGAUAGUCAGGGUGCUGUUCCCAGGAAAUGCACCCCAGAAUAAAAUCUUCGAGGGCCUUGAGAAACUGAAACACCUGGAUUACCUGCGAUACCCAGUGGCGACUCAGAAAGACAUUUCAUCAGGUGCAGCACCUCCCAUCAUCAAACAGACGAAGAUCAGGUCCAGAACUGACAGCAAAGAGAGUCUCAAAUCUUCACCCAAACCACAUUCCAAGGCUGCAAAGAAAGACGCCAGCGGGCAGGAGGAAGAGAAAGGAAGUGACAUCACUAAAGAAAAUAAAGUGGAAAAGAAAGAAGAGAAAAAACUCAAAAGUCUCAAAGCCACCAAACAACAGAAAAACAGUGAAGUGGCUCCUGCAGCCGACAAGAAAGAGAAGAAGAAAAUAUCCAAGGAUAAAACUGCCAAGAAUGAGAAAGUGUCCAAGAUGGAUGAAAAGAAAGACAAAGAGAAGAAAGAGAUUAAAAAAGAGAAACGUGAGAUAAAGAAGGAUGAAAAUAUAAGAAAAGAAGAGAAAAAAGAAAGUAGAGUCAAGGAAGAGAAAAAGAAAGACCCGAGUAAACCCGAGCUGAGAAAAAUCACCAAACCAGACCUGAAGCCGUUUACCCCAGAAGUGAGAAAAACUCUGCACAAAGCCAAGACUCAGGCUAAACCGAAGACAGACAAGAACAAAGCGGUCAAAGAUGAAGCCAAUGAGAGAAGACCGGCUCCAAAGAACGUCCCUGAAGAGGUGGCAGCAGCUGCUCUGGCCGACAGGUCCAUUGUUUCCUCCCCUGAGGACCUGACUGAGGACUUUGAAGCUCUAAAACAACAGGAGCUGUCCAAGACUGAGCCCAUCCAGAAUGAUGUGAUGUCUGAGCAUUCACUAUUUACAGAUACUAAAGCUGAUGAGAAAGUCAAAUCACCAGCUCCUGAGAUUAAAUCUUUUUCACCCAAAUCCCCAGUCAGUCCGGGAGAAGACAGAAACAAAGGCACUUGGGAGGAGGUUUCAGCCACGAAGCAGGAAGCCAGUGAUGCUUUUGACAAGAAGUAUGAAGAGGAGAAGAUGGAGAAAUAUGACAAAUAUCCUAUGAAGGACGACAUAAAAGACAGAUCAAAGAAGAGUGACAGCUCAGAGGAGGAGGAUGAUGUGAUUGAAAAAGCAGAACUUGAAGGAACAGAAGAUGAUGAGUUCCUUAAAUAUAAAACUGAGAAGGCGAAAAACGAAAAACCCGGAAAGGAGUGGGAGACAACAGCAGCUGAACAAAAACCUUUUUCCACCACAGUCGGGCAAACUGCAGCAGCCUCCGCCUCAGAGCAGUUCUCUUUCAUUCACGACGAGACGAUUCCCGGUUACUCCGAGACUGAGCAGACCAUCUCUGACGAGGAGAUCCACGAGGAACCGGAGGACAGGAUCCCUCAGCUGCGCUAUGACGUGGGCUCCUAUGACAUCUCUGUUCCUGAUGUCCCCGGCAGCUUUGACUCCAUACACGGAUUCAAAGAGAUGAAGAGCUCCAUGGUGUCUGAUGUCAGACCCAGAGCGUUCAUGGGCGGUCAAGUGCCCGAGCUUGCACCUUACCCAGCAAUCAUUGCUGCUCCUCUGGCAGAGGAAGAACACAUCUCCUCAGCAACAUCCAUCACAGAAUAUGACAAACUGUCCUCUUUUGCCACAUCUGUGGCUGAGGACCAGUCAAUAGCUUCUGUCACAGCUCCUCAGACUGAGGACGCUGGGAGGACCUCCCUCCUGCUGGACACCAUCAACACUAUCCCCUCACGGGCAGAGGCCGCCCAGGGAAAAGACUAUCUCCACUCAGCAGGAACCAUCUCACCCACCUCCUCUCUGGAGGACGACAAGUGCUUUAAGUCUCCUUCCUCUGAUGAAUACCAGCCCAACAUUGCUGAGCUGGAGGGUGAUGCAAAGAUCAAAUCAGUCCACGAAGAAGAGGAUGAUGAGGAGGACGAGGACGAGGACCAGACUCCCAAUGUUGACAUCCCUCUAGGUAAACUCCAUGAGGGCUACGAACAUGCAGCCUCAAAGAUGCUCCAGGAGAAGGAGAAAUCUCCCUCUGCCAUUUUCUCUCCUCCUCCCUUCACUACUACGCAGUACUCACCCACACAGGCUGUCAGAGACAACCAGGCUCUCUUCAGCACAGAGGGAUUCAAGGCUGCGGCUGAUGUUAAGCCUCUUUCACCUCCUUCGUCUUUCUCCCCUGGGUUAGAGUCCCAGUCCAGGCAGGAGAGUGAGGAGAGAUGUCUAAGUCCAGAUGACAGCACUAUGAGACUGGCCUCACCCACUCAGUCUGUGCCCACAAGCAGCGGUUACUCUCCAACAGAGGACAAACCCUUUAGGACAGAGGACAAAGAGGAGGACGUGACCAAUGUUAAAGCUGACACUCAGAAAACAGAUAAAUCCGUCUCCAUUUCAGACACCUCCUUUAUCGCUGUAACCGGUGACAAGACAGGAUUUGAAGCAUCUGAAGAAUCUGAUGAAGACAUUGAUGAUGAAGAAGACUAUUACGCCAAAAAGGAUUUACAGCCCACUGUUAAGGCAAAACUUAUGGAAGCAAAAGAAGGACGCUUUUUGGAUGACGACUUCUCCCUUGAGGCAAAAUCUGCAGUGACAGAAACAGAAGUCAAGACCUUGGUGAAGACAGAGGUUUCCUUCAGCUCAGAGGUGAAACCAAACCCUCAGGUGGUUUACUCAAAAGACGAAGAAGAUCAAGAUGAGAAAGAGGAUGAUUUCGUAAGGGGGCCAGGAUCAAAGCCCUUAUCAACAGAUCAAAGUGAAGUAGACUCUAAAAAUGACGGUGCAGAGAAAGCCGAUAUAUCUCCAGAGCCUGAGAAAAAUGUUCAUUUCAGUCUUUAUAAUUUCCCAGAGAAGGAGAGCAAAGAAAAGGCCGUGUACAUUAGACAGGACACACCCUAUGUCCAUGGGAAGACAUUCUCUUACAGUGACUUUUAUGACAGCAAAACAAGCUCCGUGGACUCGGAUUCAUAUCGUCAGGAGUCGAUAGACAAGACGGAGAAGGACACUGCCAGGAGCGGAGUGGAUCCCCCCUCCCCGCUGACGUCCACAGUAAAGAUGGUAGAGAAAGAGGAAUUUACGGCCUCUUAUGGAAAAGAGUCGUCCAUUCCAUCGUGGCUCGACUGCAAGAGCACUUCUGCUAUUCCCCCAUCUGAAAAAGAAAAGGAGACAGUGGAAUACAACACAGGCGCCAGAUUUCCUUCAGUAGCAGAUCAAUCUGAAGCCGUCUCCUCUUCUUUAUCGUCAGAAAAAGAUUCUUUUAAAAGCCCAGCUGAGACCACAAAGCCCCAGACUCACUCCUCAAUGCAGGAUUUUAACGUUGGCAAACCUGGUUCCACAAGCUUCGGUGAGAAAGGAGCAUGUUUGGAGGUUGAUAUGCGAAAACUAACAGCAAGAGAUGAGGAGGACUAUGAUGAUGAUGUAGUUGAUGAAGAUGAUGAGGAGGAAGACGAAGAAGAUGAAGAAGACGAGGAGGAUGAAGGUGCUAUUGACUCUGAUGUGGAGAAAGGCGCCAAAGAGAAAUCUGAGAAGGAAGCGAAAAGUCCCAUCAGUGAAAUGUUUGGCUCCAAAAGGCCUGAAUUCAUGGUUUCUAUGGCUGGAUAUGGUUACAACAGUCAGGGGAAGCCGAGCGUGACGGACAGCAGCUCCAGCUCGAAGGAUGAAGACAAAGCUGAGUCCUCGUCCUUUAGUAGAAAACCAGCUGAUCGAGGCUCUGCAGGUUUCUCUGGCUACUCCUCAGGGUUUGAAUACUCAUAUGGAGGUGGUGAGAAAGACUCCUUGUUAUCAGGUCAGACGACACACAAAGAUAAAGAGGAUUUCAUUCUGAAAUCCACAGAGGAACAUUAUUACCAGAGUGACACCUCUGAUCCUGAUUUUGAGAAACAGAAGACACCAGACCUUCUGAGUAAGAGGUCACUGGACACAAGCUUUCAAUACACAACAACAGCUGCCCCUGGGUACUCCUCCUCUUCAGCCUACAGCUACUCAUCCUCCACCUCCGGCUCACUCUCCACCAGCCGUCAGUUCGGGGAGGAGCUGGAGACCCCUGCUUCUGCAGAACCGCUGUUCGAGUACUCGUCCUUUAAAGAUGAACACUCGCCGGUCUCUGCUGGGGCCAAAGACGACUACCUGGAAGUGUCUGAGAAACAAAUCACAGCCACAACCACGGCUGAGUCCACCUCCAGUUUAGCUCGGUUCCCCCCCCUCAGCCCGUUCGAGGACGUCAAACCUUUCCACACACUCUCGUCCACUGGCUUUGCUGAGGACAAGAAGGAGCACACAACCUCAUUGGGUGGGAUUAUGGACAAAGCUCCUCAAUCUGACUGUUUCUAUAAACCUGAAUGGUCUGAAGGGUCCAAGCUGGACACAGCUGGUGGGUUCGGGGCCUCAGCAGCGCCGUUCUCUCAACAGGAGCUCUCCAAGAACAAAGAGGCAGCGAGUGCUGCUCUGUUUGGUGUCACUUCCUCACCACGCCCAGACAAGGAGGGCAAACAUUACUUUGAGGAGACCGACAGCAGUGAAGAAGAGGAUGAGGAGGCUUACAUCCGUGAGAUGACUCUGAGGUCUCCCUCUAGUGGCCUGACCGGUGGUCUCUCAUUUCCUGAUAAGUCUGUUGCUCCAGCUGCUGCUAAUAAGACAGUUGGUGAACUCCCUGAUGUUCUUGGCUCCUACAUGGCUUCACCUCUCCAGGCAAGCAAACCAGACACAGCCAACGGCCCCACCGAGGUCACCUCAAGCUCCACCCUCCCGGCUGGAGCAGCAGCCAGCGGUGCAGCUCCAGGCGCGGUCAGGGUAGAGUCCAGGGAGGCAGGUUACAGGAGCUCCUACGAGUGGGAGUUGCCUAAGCCCCAGAUGGGGAUGGUCCCUGGAGACUCUCCUCCCCAUUAUCGUCAUGAUGAUGAGUUUGAAGAGGAGUGUGAGAUGGAGCCAGAGCACCCGGCCCGCCCACUCUCCCUCUCUUCCACCGACCAGCCCUUCCACUCACCUUUCUACUCCGAGGAGUGCAGCCGAGGAGGCCAGGACGACGACGAUGACAGCGAUCAGGAUUCUGCUGGUGAUGCACCGAUGGGAGCCACCUCCUCUUACACUAGCCGUACCUCACCGGGAUAUUCCUCCUCCGAGUACAGGCAGCGCAAAGAGGACCUCUCGCCUUCCUUCAUCAACCCCAGUAUGAGACGGUUAUCCAGCAAUGAGGACGAUGAGGAGGAAGAAGGUAAAAGCGACCAAUCCCAGGAGGGCAAUGACCAUGACCUGUCAGUCAAGAGACGGGCUCACAAACAGCCUCACCAUCACCAGGCUGGUGGCCUGUCCUCAGGACUGGGUCUGGCCACAGAGGACACACCGCCCACCUCCGUCAGUGAGUCUCUGGGUUCUCAGUCCGACUCUGAAGUGCCUCCAGGCACCGAGGAAUACCCCUCGGCCCCUGGUGAAGGCAACAUGGACUCAGACGAGGACGCAGACUACAUGCCCAUUGAUAAAUUAUCUGCCACCGGAGGAGGCAGCCAUCAGUCCUCCAGGAGGAGCCACGACCCUCCUCCUGCACCCAUCAUGGACCCUUCUCCUCAUCCCCCACACCCAGACGUCUGCAUGGUGGAUCCUGACUCUUUGGAUAAUGGCUCAGUCAAGAAGGAGCCAAAAGCAAAGGGAUUGAAAAAAUCCUCCUCGAAAACCAAAUCAGCUUCGCCAGCUCAGCGGAAGAGGUCCCCGAUGCCGGCGAAGCAGCCAGCGUCUCCUCGCAGAGCUUCGCUGAAGAAGAAGGAGGCGGACAAGAGCUCACACAUGUCUCGUCUGUCAGAUGGACAAGGCUCCAAAGACGAUGACCUUUCUCGGUCCAGCUUCAACCCUGGCAAAGGGCAAAGUAACGGUGUCAAGACCAGUUCAGGUUCCCAGAAGUCCGGCUCUGCGGCCGCUCCUGGACUUCCCAUCUACGUAGACUUGGCCUAUAUUCCCAAUCACUGUAGCGCCAAGAACGUGGACCAAGAGUUUUUCAAACGCAUUCGCUCUGCGUACUACGUGGUGAGUGGGAACGACGCAGCCAGCGGUGAACCAGGCCGAGGGGUUCUGGACGCACUGUUGGAUGGAAAAGCUCAGUGGGGAUCGAACCUACAGGUGACGCUGAUCCCAACCCACGACACGGAGGUGACGCGUGACUGGUACCAGCAGACGCACGAGAGGCAGCAGGAGCUCAACAUCAUGGUCCUGGCCUCCAGCAGCACCGUCGUCAUGCAGGACGAAUCCUUCCCUGCCUGCAAGAUCGAGUUUUAAGAUCUUCGCUCCCUCCUCCUCCCCCCGGCCUCCCCAGUGUAGAUCUGUUUUGAAUUGCUCUUCUUUAAUCUGACAUCUGUCCCUGAUCGGCUCAAAGCAGAAACACAUCUGGAUAACUUUCUAGAUUUUGAUUUGUUUAUAAGCUUGUUGUGGCUCUCACCAUUUUCCAAAGGUACGAUCCACCGCCUCGUUACUGUUCAAUCACAUGAGAAGGAACAAUAGUGUUUCGUCUUAACUUGUGUUUUUCAGUCGCUGUGAAACAAAGGCUUCUGUUAUUAGUUCAGACAAAAUGUUCUUUGUGUCAAAAGCAGAAAAGUGUGGAACAAGCUGUAAAUUACGUCUCUAACUAUUUGCUCGUAUGUUAAUUGGCCUAAAUCGAAGCACAAGAAACAAAGCAACAAAAUGUUCUUCCACUGAAUCUCAGACGUCACAAAGCUGAUCAGCUCGAAACAUUCUGCCGAUAGAAAAUCGAUAACUAACCCGACGUUUUCUCUUCAACAGUCCCGUUGUUGAACUUUGUGCCUCGUACCGACGUAGUGAGAGAAAAUGUUUGAGUAGAUCUCAGUCGUGUCUUUGAGUAGAUUUGAUGUUGAACUAGAAACAAACAUAUUCACAAUAUAACAUUUCUACAAUUCUCUCAAAGUGAAAAUCUAAUGAAUUUCUCUGUGGUUUCUUCCUCACAGUGAAUUUGAUGAAGACGUUUCUCUCUAUACUUGUUUCUGUUUGUGUAUUUUUUUGGUGUAUUUGCAGUUAACAUAUCGUGGCUGAGGACAGUGAGAGGUUUUUAUCUUUCACUCAUAGUUGUGUCUAAAAGAUCUUUAUACAAAAGCUGUGUGAAAGGACGAAGAAUGUAUUCCAGUACAACAACACAUGUGGUGGUGAGGACUGGUUUCCUGGUGCCGAGGUUGGUUGGAUUGGUGCCGAGGUUGGUUGGAUUGGUGCCGAGGUUGGACUGUCAGCCACAUGUGCCUUUGUGUCCUGCUGUGAGGAAACGUUUAGAAACCAGACUGUGAUGAGCUGGUUUCCUCUGAUGUUGGAGCUGAACACAGGUCUUGUACAUAUUAAGUGUAAAACGACACUUUUAAAGCACCGACUCAGUAUUUCAGCCGCUGUGUUUUUCCUGGAGCUGCCACUCAAACAAGCACAAAGAUUAUCCAGCGGGUGCAAAACCAGAUUUUCAGAUUUAGCAACAUAAAAUGUGUGAUUACAGCAUCUGCAUGGAAAUUCUUGCUAUUAUAUUUUCUGUUUUUAUUUUAAGUUCUGCAAAAAAAAGUUUUUUAGCCACAAUCAUCCUGUGUUAAUCAUCAGUUUUAAUUUCAUCGGUAAAUCAGUGGAUGUUUUAAUAACACUUUAUUAAAUUGAUGUGACAUCUAGAUGUGUUUUAAUUUGAUAUUGAUGAUUUUAUAUUUUUCAGUAAUUUCGAGGAUUUUAAACCAGGAACAAAACCAAACACCGAACAAACGAUAACAAACCUCACCAGAGUUUAUGAUCCACAAUAAAAGUCCAGAUAUUCCUCUGUAUGAUAUUUUAUCUCGAGACGCAUGAACAACAGAUGCACGUACGAUCUUUAGAAAACAGACCGAUCUGAUUUGAAUGUGAAGAUGCAGAUUACCUUUACGUUCUCCGUCGAGGACUUUGAUCUCCUGGUUGCCUUGGUUACUGAGCAUCAUGUGACUGGUCCCGCCCACAGAGAGAAUCUGACGGGGACCUGAACACAUCACGACUCUGCAGAGAGAGCAGAUUAAAAGACCCAGGUUGUGUUUGUGGAUGAUGUUUGAUUUCUGAUGAACAUGGAACAGAGUGUGAUGUUGAGUAGAGGGUUCGAUUCCUGCCAAAUGAAGAAAGAGGCAUUAACGGUUUAUUGAUGAAAACAGGGUCAAUGUGUGUCUGUGCAUUAAACACUGCACCAGUAUUACAGCUGAUUAUUAUAUCAACACUUAUCAGAAGUCAAACUGCCAGACGAGAGCGACUCUCUUACGUCACCUCAUUUUAUCUGUAGACAACUUCCUGUUAUUCCGUUUUUACCAGAAACGCUUCGUAUAUUUACACAUUUUCAUCUUGUUGAAAAAGAAAAAAGUAAAGAUCCCACCAGGAGGCCGUGGUUCCAGUGAGCUCUGCUUGUACGUGCAUGUGAACCUUUGACUUCUCCUGUAAUCGCUCCAGACUUUACAUAGAAAUGCUAUUUUAAAAGAGUAUAUUCAGAAGCUGUGUGGUUGUGAGGAGGCACAUGUAACCUGGCUGUGCUGUCAAGUGAUUCCUUCAUUACUUCUCAUCUCUUGUUUUAGGUGCAAUACUCUCGUUAUCUCUUCUAAAGGUCAAAAAGAAAACUGAUUUAUUGUUACAAGGGAAAAACGUGUGAUGACCAAUAAAAACAUUUACUGAA
Hippoglossus stenolepis (Pacific halibut) is the source of this 10153-nucleotide messenger RNA. It is a transcript of the gene map1aa, whose product is annotated as microtubule-associated protein 1Aa. Lineage: Eukaryota; Metazoa; Chordata; Actinopteri; Pleuronectiformes; Pleuronectidae. Gene Ontology annotation, biological process: regulation of microtubule depolymerization; dendrite development; microtubule cytoskeleton organization. The record is from RefSeq and is a predicted model, not a curated record. Bases 7 to 7770 code for a protein of 2587 amino acids. The transcript is spliced from 7 exons. Gene Ontology annotation, molecular function: microtubule binding; actin binding. Gene Ontology annotation, cellular component: cytosol; neuronal cell body; synapse.